Messenger RNA from Chenopodium quinoa (quinoa), 2973 nucleotides. Its product is annotated as alpha-mannosidase I MNS4-like. The coding region runs from base 811 to 2664 and encodes 617 amino acids. Gene Ontology annotation, molecular function: calcium ion binding; mannosyl-oligosaccharide 1,2-alpha-mannosidase activity. Lineage: Eukaryota; Viridiplantae; Streptophyta; Magnoliopsida; Caryophyllales; Amaranthaceae. Gene Ontology annotation, cellular component: membrane; endoplasmic reticulum. The record is from RefSeq and is a predicted model, not a curated record. Gene Ontology annotation, biological process: mannose trimming involved in glycoprotein ERAD pathway; endoplasmic reticulum mannose trimming; carbohydrate metabolic process. The transcript is spliced from 18 exons.
GGGAAAGGGAGGAGGGGCGAUUUUGGCAACAGAGGUAAUUAAGGAGAGGGUGCUUGAUUUUGGCGAUUUUGGUGACGCAAGUAAGGCGACCGAUUUUGAUGUUGGUGGUUUAUGGGGUCGGGGCAGUUUGUGUGGGAGGUUUUGGGGGUCGGCGGUGGGUCAGGUGGGUAGCUAAAGGGCCGAUCGGCCGAUUUUUGGUGGUUAAGGUGGUGACUAGACGUUUUUCGGUGAGAUAGGGGGGGCUAAGUUACGGUUUGGCGGUGGUGGGGGUGGCUGGGAAAAAUUUGGGUUUUUUUUUCAAUUUUUUUUUGUUUUUAAAAUUUUAUUUAAUUUUUUUUUUUUAAUUUUUAUGAAUUAUGAUAAAUGGUCUAAUCAUAUCAUGACAUGUGUCAUGAUUAAACCCUAAUGACUAACGUAGUUAACGGCUGUUGGUCAUUAAUGUCACUCGGUGAGUUUUUAAAAAACUGGGUGGCAUUUGGUGAAUUCUGAAAAGUCCGAUGACAUUUGGUGAAUUUUUAAAUUCCCAGUGGCAUUUAGUGAAAUAGCCGUAAUUUUUAUUUAGUAAAAAUAAUUUAAAUUUAAUAAGGUGAUAAGAAGCCCUAAUUGUAGUGUGAGUUUUUUUUUUUUUUUUUUUUUUUUAAAAUAAAAAUAACCGGAUGAAUGUAGCUACUACCUGACUACCAACUCCUCAUACUCCUCUCUCUCUCAGCGUUCUCCAUUGAAGCGCACUCAACGUUUCUCCAUUGAAGCACUUUCUGAUAGUUGUACCCUCACUGAAGCAGCUUCUAAGGGUAGAGAGACCCGAAAGUCAUGCGAGGAUCAGCUACGUGGUUAACGCUAAACUUGUGUAUUCUUAUAUCAGUAUGUGGCAUUUUCAUUGGGAAAACUCUUGCAGAAAGCGUUACUCCAAAUGAAGCUAGGCAGCUCAGAGAUGAGGUUGAAGAGAUGUUCUUCCAUGCAUUUAAUGGAUAUAUGAAGCAUGCUUUUCCACGAGAUGAGUUAAAACCCAUGUCUUGUGGCGGGGAAGAUACUUUUGGUGGUUAUGCCCUAACAUUGGUUGACUCCCUUGACACAUUGGCUUUGCUUGGUGAUAAAGAGCGUUUUGCUUUUUCUGUUGAAUGGCUUGGGAAUAACCUUCGAUUUGACAUUAAUAAAACAGUAUCAGUUUUUGAAACAACUAUACGAGUUCUUGGAGGUUUGUUAUCUGCCCACCUUAUUGCAAGUGAUUAUGCUACGGGCAUGAGAAUCCCAUCAUAUGAAAAUCAAUUACUUCAUUUAGCCGAGGAUCUUGCUUACAGAUUGCUGCCUGCCUUUGACACGCCUACAGGGAUUCCAUUUGGUUCUGUGAAUUUAUUGGAUGGAGUAGAUGAGAAUGAAAGUAAGAUAACGUCAACAGCUGGUGGUGGGACUUUGACCUUGGAAUUUGGUAUUUUAAGCCGCCUAACAAAUAAUCCUGUUUUUGAGCAAGUCACAAAAAAUGCUGUCCGUGGAUUAUGGGCUUGUCGUUCGAAGCUUAAUUUAGUAGGUGCACACAUAAAUGUCUUUACAGGUGAAUGGACACAAAAGGAUGCUGGAAUUGGAACAAGUAUUGACUCAUAUUAUGAAUAUCUUCUAAAGGCUUUUUUACUGUUUGGGGAUGAAGAAUAUCUUUACAUGUUUCAAGAGGCUUAUGGAGCUGUAAUGCACUAUCUCUUCACUGAUCCCUGGUAUGUAGAAGUAAAUAUGGAUUCUGCAGCUAUUGUAUGGCCAUUAUUCAACAGUUUACAAGCAUUCUGGCCUGGCUUGCAGGUUUUAGCUGGAGAUGUUGAUCCUGCUAUUCGUACACAUGCUGCCUUCUACAGUGUUUGGAAAAGAUAUGGAUUCACCCCUGAGGGCUUUAAUCUGGCUACUCUAAAUGUUCAGCAAGGUCAGAAAAGCUAUCCACUGCGUCCAGAAUUAGCCGAGAGUACUUAUUGGCUCUACAAAGCUACCAGAGAUACCAGGUAUCUGGAUGUAGGACGUGACAUUGUUUCCAGCUUGCAAUAUGGGGCCCGAUGUCCUUGUGGAUAUUGUCAUAUAACAGAUGUUGAGAAUCACAAGCAAGAAGAUCACAUGGAGAGCUUUUUCCUAGCUGAAACUGUUAAAUAUCUGUGGCUGCUAUUUGAUUUGGCAGUGGGUGCUGAUAAUCUUGUUGAAAGCGGACCUUACAAUUAUAUAUUCAGUACUGAAGGCCACCUGCUACCUGCAACCCCUCAAAUAUCCCUAGUACGUGAACAUUGUUCAUAUUAUGGUGCCUACUGUAGGAGCCAUAAUAGCAGCUUGAGGCAAGAACUACACUCUUCUGAUAUCUCCAGGAAAUCCCAAGAAGCAAAUGGUAGUGGAGUUCACCAUAGAGGUUGGGGGCCCAAUGAAUUGUUAUCUGCCUUACCUGUUAGGACGACAAGUUCCAGCUCAGGGUUGGUGAAGGGGUUUUGUCGAGGACUGAAUCAUGGACAAAAGAUCGGGGUAUCAUUUGUUAAGCCUCAAUUUAAGGCUCAGGAAGUUUUCUCUGUAGAUAAUAGGGUAGCUAACACAGCUUCUUCUAAGAGCAACAUAGUGGUUUCAAGCCCUGCAUACACCGAAAAUAAUGGGUCUCUUGAAGAAUCAAGCAAAUCUGAGAUGGGAAAUCAGAGUCCCCAACAAUAACAGCUGGUGGGACAGUAUACCAUUGCAUUAAGUUAUAUAGAGGUCUGAGCAUCGUGACGUUGAGCAGCUUUCAUUACUAGUGAUUAUUUGUAAUGUAAAUUAUUCUCCGCGUUUUAUUUUUGCAAAGUGUUCAAUUGUAUAUACCAGAAAGGAAAUUUUGAUACUUAGAGUAAAUUGAAUUCUAUGUAUAGUCGAAGAUUUGCAUCAAUUCAGACAGUCUCCAUCUUAUAGAAUUGACAUUUUGGUGAAGUGAUUGUUGGUUAAAAGAUCCCUAUGUGCAGAAAGUUAUGAAUGGCAAGGCUGUAGAGA